AUGGCGACGACUCGAAUGGUGAGGGUUUCGCAGGAUGGCUCCGGCGAUUACUGCUCCGUUCAAGAUGCGAUUGACUCGGUGCCUCUUGGAAACACUUGCCGGACUGUGAUCCGUCUCUCACCUGGGAUUUACCGGCAGCCGGUUUACGUUCCCAAGAGGAAAAACUUCAUCACUUUCGCCGGAAUCUCCCCGGAAAUCACCGUUCUUUCUUGGAACAACACGGCUUCGAAGAUUGAUCAUCACCAGGCGUCUAGAGUCAUAGGAACGGGCACGUUUGGUUGCGGUACUGUUAUCGUCGAAGGAGAAGAUUUUAUCGCAGAAAACAUUACUUUUGAGAACUCUGCUCCUGAGGGAUCAGGACAAGCUGUGGCGAUAAGAGUAACUGCAGACCGUUGUGCCUUUUAUAACUGUCGGUUUCUCGGCUGGCAGGAUACAUUGUAUUUACAUCAUGGGAAACAAUAUCUCAAAGACUGUUACGUGGAGGGAAGCGUGGAUUUCAUAUUUGGAAACAGCACGGCGCUCUUGGAACACUGCCAUAUCAACUGCAAAUCUCAAGGUUUUAUAACAGCACAAAGCCGAAAAUCGUCUCAGGAAUGUACUGGCUACGUGUUCUUAAGAUGUGUGAUCACAGGCAAUGGUCAGAGUGGGUAUAUGUAUCUGGGAAGGCCAUGGGGACCAUUUGGGAGAGUGGUCCUCGCAUACACUUACAUGGAUGCGUGUAUCAGAAAUGUGGGUUGGCAUAACUGGGGAAACGCAGAGAAUGAGAGAAGUGCUUGCUUUUAUGAGUACAGGUGUUUUGGACCGGGAAGCUGUUCGUCUGGACGGGUAACGUGGUCGCGAGAACUGAUGGAUGAAGAAGCUGGACAGUUUCUGCAUCAUAGUUUUGUGGAUCCAGAUCAGGACAGGCCUUGGUUGUGUCUGAGAAUGGGAGUGAAAACACCAUAUUCGGCCUAG
Microthlaspi erraticum is the source of this 954-nucleotide messenger RNA. NCBI's taxonomy places the organism in Eukaryota, Viridiplantae, Streptophyta, Magnoliopsida, Brassicales, Brassicaceae. The record is from the annotation of a GenBank genome assembly.